Rhizophagus irregularis DAOM 181602=DAOM 197198 is the source of this 1904-nucleotide messenger RNA. Lineage: Eukaryota; Fungi; Glomeromycota; Glomeromycetes; Glomerales; Glomeraceae. The record is from RefSeq and is a predicted model, not a curated record.
UUGUUUCUUUGUUAGCUGAAUGCGUUUCAAAUGCACUUGAUUCAACAUUUGAAACUAUAUUUUGUGGUAAUUUUCUUGAAAUUCGUUUGGAACCUUGGGCUCCCAUUUUAUAUGAAUUAAAACUGAAUUCUUAACUGUUAACUGAUUGGUACUAAUACCUUAAUCUAGAUAAUCUAGUCAUAAAAGGAAAAAAUUUAUAUAUAACAUAAUUUUCAGAUCAAUUAAUGGGUCGAUGCCUUUACGAUGACAACAAAUGUUAGCGAAGACAGGAAAAGGCUGAAAGAAUUAUUAACUGACGCUUCUGAACUUGAAAGAGAAUUCUUAAAGAAACAAGAGCAACAGAAGAAAAGAGUUAAAGGCACCGAAAAUAAUGCGGAUUUAGACGAUGAUACAGAAUUUUUGCGUAAUAGCCUUAAAGACGUUUAUGAAGAUAUUCUUUUGAUUGACCUUAAAACCGCUAAUGAAAAUAAUAUUGAAGAAAAACUUUGGAGAAACGUCUUUUAUAGUCAUAUGGAAGAACUUAGGCAAAAAUUGCGUAAAGUUAAACCUGAAAAGGCAAUCGAAUAUCAGGCCACGUAUCUUGAAUUAUGUCGAUAUUUGGACUUGGGUACCGGAUUUUACCACACAAUCGUUGAUAACUUAAAAAUUCGUGAAAAUAUAGAUUUAGAUCGGAUUGGAAUCGAGGUUUUCAAGAAUAAUGUUAAUCCUUCGGCCACAGCAUCACGCUCUGUGUCAAAAUAUCGCAGAAGAGAACUUACUGCCGAAUAUAUUCAGCGAUGUCUCAUCCACUUAGGUGACUUUGCUCGUUAUCGUGAGACACUUCUCGAUGCAAGUGAAAAACGUUGGGAGUUUUCCAGACAGUUUUACACUAAAGCUGCAAGGGUUUAUUGUGAGAACGGUAAGGCACAGGCACAAUUAGCUCUUCUUGCAACAUAUGGUGACAAUGAAUUAGAUAUUGUUUAUUGGUAUUGUUUUAGUCUUUCAACAAAACAGCCUCCUAGUAUUUCCUCAGAAAAUCUAAAGUUCUUUUAUUCAAAAUUUGCCCAACAAAUUAACGAAACUCCAAAUGGUAUUAAAGAUGUUUUAACUGUUAAGGACUUUGCGAAAAACUUCAUGGUUAUUCAUCGUCUUCGCGAUUUGAGUAUAACUCUCAAAAAAGUGAUAUUUAUUCUCAUAUUUACCAUUUGGGACUUGCGUAACGGUUCAGUGCAAAGUCGAAUUCGAAAUUUGCAAGCUUUAGCAAUUGGAUUGGCAUUUGGCUUUUUAAUUCCGGUUUUUGAGAAGAUAAAUUCUUUGAACUCUGAAGACGAAGAGAAAAACUAUACAUUAUUCUUACCUAUUGUUAUUUUAUGGUGCGAAUAUUUGGGGACAUUGACUGAUCUUUUGAGUCAGUUGUGUAAAUCAGCUGAUAAAGAAAAUAUGAAGAUUUCCAGAAUGUUUUUAAUGAAUUUGAAAGCUUUCUUCAAAUCAUUUGUCGAUUUCAUAAACCAUUCAAAAUUUUCUAAUUUAUUGUCUACAAAUGAUGAUUUUCAUGAAGUAGCUAAACGUGCUAUUUCAGAAGAUAACGAAUUUUUGGGAAUAAUUCCACUGCGGGUAGUUCAUCAGGAUAUUAACUUUAAUAUUUUCGGUAAUGUUGACAUGCUUAAGUCAUUGGAUUUAUUAGAAUACAAUGAAUCUACAAGUCAAUUCAUAAUGAUUGAUGAGGAUUUAAAGUUAAGAAUAUUAAACCUCAUCAGUUACAGCAAACUUCACUUGUUGCUUCAAAGGAUUCAAAUGCAAUACCGCCCAAACACUGUGUAGUUGAUAUUACUAUUUUCUUAAAUCAUUUAAAUUCUGUUAAGAAAUGGAUAGCGGACGCAAAAUGUAUUGUUAUUGUACCAUUGGAAGUUAUUGAUUAUUUGGAU